Molecule: messenger RNA, 5337 nt
Organism: Cinara cedri
Lineage: Eukaryota; Metazoa; Arthropoda; Insecta; Hemiptera; Aphididae
Source: the annotation of a GenBank genome assembly
AAGCUGUAGUAAAAGAAUUAGCGCGGCCACUGUUUUGUGCUGCAGGUCUUGAUGGUAACAGAAUAAAAGUUUUUGUUGUUAAUGAUAGUGUAAUUAAUGCUUUUGUAAUGAAUAACAAUAGUGUUUUCAUUAACUUAGGACUUUUGAGAUAUUCAACCAAACCUUAUGUUUUACUUGGAAUAUUAGCACAUGAGAUAGCUCAUAUAUCUGCUGGUCAUGUGUUACAGAUGAGUAAUGUUAUGGGAUAUUUUAAAUCGAUGGCAAUAGCUAGUUGUGUACUUGGAUUAGUUUCUGGUAUUGCUCUUGACUCCCAGGUUGCUAAUGCAGUUUUACUUGGUGGUGUAAUGUUAAGUACGAGGUUAUUUUUUAACUACUCUCAAGAACAGGAAAAUAUAGCUGAUAGUUAUGCUUUAAGGUACUUAGACGAAUCUGGUUAUGACAAUACAGGUAUGAAAGAAAUUUUUAAUUACUUUGGAAGUAUUGAGCCUGGGAGUGCUGAACGGUAUUUUCGCACUCAUCCGCUGAGUGAGAAACGUUUAUUUACUGUGCAAAAUUAUAAGGUUAAAAAUCGUAUAAAACAAAUUCCCGUAGAGCAAUUGUUAAAAUUUGAACGUAUGGUUAUGAAGCUAGAUGCUUUUUUUACCCCUAUUCAUGUACUAUCUAGCAAGUAUAAGGAUGAUUCGAGGUAUAUCAGUGCUAUAAUGUAUUAUAGGCAAGGAAGAAUGGAGGAAGCAACUCAGCAAAUUGAUUUGUUAGCUCAGGAUGACCCAUAUCUGUAUGAAUUAAAAGCGGAGGUGCUAUAUAAAGCUGGAAGAUUGAGUGAUGCUAUAGAGAGCUAUGAAAAAUCACUUAAGUAUUUAUCUAAUGAUGAUAGUUACUUAGUAAAACUUGCAUUAUCUCACACUUUAUUAUUAUAUGGUGAUGUAAAAAAGGCCAUUUUUUAUUUGACACAAAUUAUAAGUGUAGAACCACAUGAUGUUUUAGUUUGGAAAUAUUUAAGUAUUGCAUAUAAACAUGAUGCUGAUAUGGGAAUGCACUAUUUUGCAUUAACAAAGAAGGCUUUUAUUGAAGGUGAUUUAAAGCAAUUUGCGAAAUGUUCUGAGUUAGCUAUCAAUACUUUACCAAAAGAUAGUCUAUAUUUACUACAAGUGGAAGAUAUGAAGAAGUAUGGAGUAAAAUCAGAGUAAUUUAUCAAGGUCUAAUGUGGUCAGAAAAUUUUGUCCAAUGCUAAAAAGGUAUGAAGGUGAAGAGCUAAGUCUUGCGUUUUUUAUAUUCUUUCUUUAAAAGUAAUACUUACGUAUAGUGUUACCAUAUAUGUUUAAAAGUAUUUUUACAUUUAGCUUUUUUACAGCUAUCUCAAGAGUUUCAGGUUUGAUAAGGGAUGUAUUAAUUGCUACUAUUAUUGGUGCAACGUCUCUCGCUGAUGUAUUUUUUUCUUCAUUCCGCCUUGCUAAUUUAUUCCGUGCAUUUUUUGCUGAGGGAGCAUUUACUACUUGUUUUAUUCCAUUAUAUUCAGCGGAAUCUUAUGACAGUAAAAGAGCAUUUAAUUUCGCAAGUAGCAUAAUAUCCAUAACAUUUAUUAUCUUAGUAGUUUUCUGCUUUCUUAUGCAAAUUGCCUUUCCUUAUACAGUUAGAGUAUUUACUCCUGGUUUUGAUCAAAGCAAGUUUGCUCUUACUGUUACUUUAUCAAGAAUUAUUCUACCAUACAUAGUCUUUGUUUCAAUAGCAUCGUUAGUUGGAGGGAUGUUGCAAGUAAGGCAGCAUUUUGCUUCAACAGCUAUUUCCCCAGUUAUUUUAAAUAUUUGUUUAAUUGUUAGCCUAUUUGUACCUUAUGUUGCAACACCGGCACAUAAUCUCUCUAUAGCUGUAUUAGUAGGUGGAAUACUGCAAUUAUCGUUGAUGUUGUUCAGUGCAUAUAAACUAAGGGCAAAUUUUACUUUUAGCCUGAAAUUAAGCAGUAAAGUAAAAUUAUUUUUUAGGCGUAUAAUACCUGCAAUAAUCAAUAAUUGUGUGACUCAAAUAGGCGUAUGGAUUGAUACGAUCAUGGCAAGUUUUCUACCAAAUGCAGUGUCUUAUAUAUAUUAUGCUGAUAGAUUAACACAACUGCCACAAGGAGUGAUUGGCACUGCUAUUGGUACAGUACUUCUUCCUUUGAUUUCAAGACAAGCAGGUGAUGCUGCAAAUAUAGCAAGAAUACAAAAUAAAGCUCUAAAUGUGGGAUUAAUAUUAAUUAUGCCAACGACUGCUGCUUUUAUUAUUAUUCCUGAUAUCAUUUUGCUUACACUUUUUGCUUACGGUGAAUUCGAUUACCAUGCGGUGCAACAGACCGUUCCUACAUUGAUAGCAUUUUCUCUUUCUUUACCUGCGUUUAUUAUAAACAAGGUAUUGAUGCCAGCAUUUUUUGCUAAAGGUAAUCUUAAAAUACCAACUAUAUUUUCAUUAAUAUGUCUUGGGAUAAAUAUAGUGCUUAAUCUUUUGUUAAUGAAUAAAUAUCAACAUACAGGAAUUGCGAUUGCCACUUCUAUUUCCACUUGGAUAAAUUCUAUAUUUCUAAUUAACUAUUUAAAAAUAAAUAGAAUGUAUAGAGUGAGUCAAUUACUGUUAUCAAAUAUUGUAAAAAUACUUAUAGCUACAGUAGUGAUGUCAAUAGUUCUAUGUACUUUUCGCUUCUUAUCAGCAGAGUUACUUUUUGAUGAUAUGCUCACUCGUAUUGUUUAUUUAGCGAUUCUAAUAGCUUUGAGUAUCACUGUGUAUUUUGGUACUCUUUAUUUGACCUUUAUGAGAAAUUUAAGUGAUCUUAAACAUAUAUAAAUUAUGAGAUUUUCUAUAUACGCCAUAUUAUCAAUCUUGUUAGUGUUAGUGCUAACAAAUGUAGCUGUGACUUUCAAAGAUUGGAGUAGAUAUAAAGAAUAUAUCACACAGAAGUUAGAGAAAGAAUAUGAUGCUAAAAUACAUAUUAUGGGAAAAAUUGAAGCUUCGUUUAUUAUGCCAAAGUUAACCAUUCGCAAUGUAUAUAUACAGUAUAAUGGACAUGAAGAGCAAAAACUAUCAGACUUAGUUAGUGUGGGUCAAGUUGAAAUAAGACCUUCAUUUCUAUCACUGUUUUUAUUUUCACUUCAGCCAAAAUCUAUAACGUUGCUUGAUAUGAAGAGUAAUAGACAAAAUUUAUUUAACAUUGUAAAUAAAAAAUCUAGCAACAAUAUAAUGAAUAUUCUAAUAAAAGAUAGUCAUAUAAGCGUAGAAGAUGAUUAUAUCAACAUAAAAGAGAUCAAGAUAAAAAAGAAUAAAAAAUUUUCAGGUAAAGUAAAGAUCAACGAUAGCCAUUAUGACUUUUUAGGAAAAAUCAAUAUUACAAAAAAAAGCAUAGAUGUUAAUGUUGAGUCGAAGCUAAUAAAUUUACUAUUUCAAGGUAGUAAGGAGCAGGAAAAAGUAAAUGGCAACUUAGUACUAACUGUGAAUAAUAAUUCGGAUUCAAUAAGUGAUUUGGUGAAAGUUAUCAACCUGGGUUUACUAUCUCAUCUUAUUCCUAGUGAGAACAUUAAGAUAUCAUCCAAUAUAAAUAUGGAUGACGCCGAGUUUAUGAUGACUGAUCUCAAGGUUGAGUCAAAUAGUAUGCAAGCACAUGGUGCAAUACACAACGAUAGGAAAAGUAACCAUACUAAUGUCAGUGUAAAAUUUAGUAAGAUUGAUCUGGACUUUAUACAAGAUAAUUCGCGAAAAAAAGUGGAUGUGAAAGAUCUAUUAGAAUGUUUUAAAAGAAGUAUACCAGAGGACUUGAGCUUAGAUUUUAAUAUAGAUGCUUCUAAUAUUAAUUAUCAAAAAAAGAUAUUAGAUAAUUUUCGUGCUGCAGUGAAAUUUGUAGAUAGCAAAGCAACAGUCAAUACGCUUCUUAAAUUGCCAGGUAUUAACAAUAUAUUUUACCUAUCAGGAGAAGUUUCUAGUAACAAUGUGUUAUCUGAAUUUAAUGGUAAUCUUCAAGUUGAGGGAAAUGAUUUUGAAUCGUUUAUUUCAUGUUUUUUUCCUUCUAUAACGAUAAAUGAAGAUAAGAAAAAUCAAUUUAUUUUACAUUCUAAAGUACAUUUUGCACCUAGAGUACUGUCAAUUUCAGAUAUAACAUUACUCAAUCAUGAAGAAUUUUUACAAGGAUCAAUAAAGGUAAGUUAUACAAAAAAGCACAACAUGAUUGAUGGAAGAUUUAGUAUACACAACCUAAAUGCAGAUAAAUAUAAUUUUGGUAGUUUGUAUAAAGUGCAAUGGCUAAAGAAAUUUAAUCACGAUGUAAAUAUAAAGAUUAGCAUAAAUGAUUUGAUAUUGAAUGAUAAGAAAAUCAAAAGUUUAGAUUUUUUAUUGAAUAUAGAAAAAAAUAGGUUGGUUGCUAAUAGAAUUCAAGUACAUGGAGAGGGUUUUGAUACUACUGGCAAUGUUAGAAUAUUGAUGGACCAAGGACAUGUUAAACCUUUAGUGGAUAUUGAUUUUAUAGGAAAAAAAUUUAAUGGGAAUAUUAUCAAAUUACCUGAUUUUAUAGAAAAGACAAAGACUUCAAAAAAUAAAAUAACUCAGGUUCAAUGGUCAACAAAAAGAUUUGAUUUUCUGAAUAACAUAGAAAAUUUUGAUGCAAAUGUACGUAUCAAUACUGAAGCAUUUACAAUUAGACAGAGUAAUUUAAAAGACUUUCACUUAGAUGCAUUAAUAAGAAAUAAUACUAUCACAGUAAGGCAAGUAAACUACGCACUAGAAGAGGGGAAAGUAUCUUUUCAGGGUUAUAUGAGGUCAGAUUCGAUGUAUACAAGAUUUUUUAUUUCAGAGUUAGAAGUUAGCAAGAUGAGUAAAGCCGUAGGAAUUAAUAAUGCAAGGGGUCAAGUAAGUUUAAGUGGUACAGUCAAAACUCAUGGAAAAAGUCUUUAUGAUUGGGCUAAUAACUACUUAGGGGAAGUAAAAUUAGGAGCGCAGAAAGUAACAUUUUCCAACAUAGAUUUGAAUUCAUUCAUUACUAAUUUACUGGGUAGUAAGAAUAAAUCUGAAGUUGUUACAUUUGCUAAUGUUGAUAUAUAUAAAGGCAGUACAUCUUUUAGAAACCUUAAGGGAAAAGCAAGCAUCAGUAAUGGUAUAUGCUCAACAGGGUUACAGUUUCAAAUUGACCGAGCAUCUGGAGCGAUUUCUGCUAACCUAAACUUAUCUAAUUUCAAUGUAGAUUCCAUAUUAAGGUUGUUUUUUAUACCACCAAACCAGAGUAAUUCAGUGUAUAUAGAUAUGCAUUUAGAUGGUCCUAUUUGGAACCCUAAGGUGAGUUUUGAGAUAGAUAAAAUAUUUGCUACUUUUAUAAAAGAUAAUACUUAG